Messenger RNA from Eublepharis macularius, 4118 nucleotides. RefSeq names its product apoptosis inhibitor 5 (gene API5). Gene Ontology annotation, molecular function: RNA binding. NCBI's taxonomy places the organism in Eukaryota, Metazoa, Chordata, Lepidosauria, Squamata, Eublepharidae. Gene Ontology annotation, biological process: negative regulation of apoptotic process. Gene Ontology annotation, cellular component: nucleus. The record is from RefSeq and is a predicted model, not a curated record. Bases 65 to 1636 code for a protein of 523 amino acids. The transcript is spliced from 14 exons.
GCGGAAAGUGGCUGUUGCAGUGGCGUUGGCAGGCUCGAGGACCAGCCGCUGCAGUAACAGAACGAUGCCUACCGUGGAGGAGUUGUACCGUAAUUACGGCAUCUUGGCCGACGCCAAGGAGACCGCGGGGCAGCACAAAGAUGCAUACCAAGUGAUCUUGGAUGGUGUCAAGGGUGGUGCCAAGGAGAAGAGACUCGCUGCACAGUUCAUUCCAAAGUUCUUUAAACAUUUUCCUGAGCUGGCAGAUUCAGCUAUCAAUGCCCAGUUGGACCUUUGCGAGGACGAAGAUGUUUCUAUCCGGCGCCAAGCAAUCAAGGAAUUACCUCAGUUUGCUACAGGAGACAAUCUUCCCAGAGUGGCAGACAUACUCACUCAACUUCUACAGUCAGAUGAUUCUGCAGAAUUUAAUUUGGUCAAUAAUGCAUUGCUGAGCAUAUUUAAGAUGGAUGCUAAAGGAACAUUGGGUGGCUUAUUCAGUCAGAUUCUUCAGGGAGAGGAUAUUGUGCGUGAGCGAGCUAUCAAAUUUCUCUCCACAAAACUCAAAACAUUACCUGAGGAGGUGCUAACAAAAGAAAUAGAAGAGUUCAUAUUAACUGAAUCAAAGAAAGUACUUGAGGAUGUGACAGGUGAGGAAUUUGUGUUGUUUAUGAAGAUUCUAUCUGGCUUAAAAAGUUUGCAAACAGUGAGUGGAAGACAGCAGCUUGUUGAACUGGUGGCUGAACAAGCUGAUCUGGAACAGACUUUCAAUCCAUCUGAUCCAGACUGCGUGGAUAGAUUGUUGCAGUGUACUCGUCAAGCAGUCCCACUUUUCUCUAAAAAUGUUCACUCCACAAGAUUUGUCACUUACUUCUGUGAGCAUGUACUGCCAAAUUUGAGUUCCCUGACCACUCCAGUUGAAGGCCUUGAUAUCCAGUUAGAGGUACUGAAACUGCUUGCUGAGAUGAGUUCCUUCUGUGGAGAUAUGGAAAAACUUGAAUCAAAUUUAAAGAAGCUUUUCGAUAAAUUACUGGAAUAUAUGCCACUUCCUCCAGAAGAAGCAGAGAAUGGAGAAAAUGCUGGCAGUGAAGAGCCCAAGCUGCAGUUCAGUUACGUGGAGUGUUUGCUAUAUAGUUUUCAUCAGUUAGGCCGUAAACUUCCAGACUUCCUGACUGCCAAGCUGAACACAGAGAAAGUGAAAGACUUCAAAAUCAGACUACAGUAUUUUGCUCGAGGUCUGCAGGUUUAUAUUCGACAGCUUCGUUUGGCGCUCCAAGGCAAAACAGGGGAAGCAUUAAAAACAGAAGAGAAUAAAAUUAAAGUGGUUGCGCUGAAAAUUACAAAUAACAUCAAUGUGUUGAUCAAGGAUCUCUUCCACAUUCCUCCUUCAUACAAGAGCACAGUUACACUUUCUUGGAAGCCCGUGCAAAAGUCUGAUGCUGGACAAAAAAGAGCUGGUGAAGAUACAGCUUCAGAUUUACCAGUGAAGAAAGCUCCAGCAGGACCAAAAAGGGAUGCCAGACAGAUAUACAACCCACCCAGUGGGAAAUACAGUAGUAACCUGGGCAACUUUUCUUAUGAACAGAGAGGUGGCUUUCGUGGUGGUCGAGGAAGAGGAUGGGGUGGACGUGGUAAUCGCAGUCGUGGGAGAAUUUACUGAAAGUGGCAUUUCCCAUAACUAAAACAUCUUUAAAGUUUGAAGGAUUGACUGAAGCGCUGCAUAGGUUGAUGGACUGCCUUCUGCAAGAGACUGAUUUAAAUGUUCUUAUACCUUUGUAUGUAUGAUCUACUUUUCUAACGGACUACAAACUCAUCCACAGUGAAGCUACAACUGUAUUUUUGGAUGCUUAGCAAGCUGGUGUUUUUAGUUGUUUUUUUCCUUAAGCAUCUUCCUGAUCUGUUCAAGAAAAAGCAUGGGUAUUCCAACUGAAGCUACUUCGGUAUAGAUGUUACAUUCACAAGCAUGGGUAAUAUACAGUGGACUAUAGUGUAAAGUACAUUCACAUGCUAAAUAAUGGAUGGAAAUGUCAUACCUGAAGUUGGUAGCAAAUUUUCUUCUGAUAAAAUUUAUUUUUUGCAAUAAGUGGGGAAGUGAUGUUGCAAAGAAAGUAGUACAAGCUGCCAGUGGUGGCAUUGAUUAUUGAUAGAAAUCCUUCAUUUUUAAAGCGUGCAGCGUGGUUUCGGAUGACUGUGCUGUUAUCAAAAGUCAGUCUAUUUACUUUUAUGGAGAAUGUGGUGUUUACUUGAACGUAUCUUGCUCUUCUCCAGAUAGUAUGUGUGUUUUGCAAAUGGCAUUUUUAAUGUUCUCUAUAAGUGUGCAUAUAUAUAUGUAUAAUAUAUGCAUACGCCAUAAAGUUCUACAGAAAAAUGAUAAAAUUGCUAGAAACUCUACCCCCAAAGUGGCAAAUGUGGCAGAUGUGAUGUGAUGGCAAUUAUUCCAAGGUCUGGGGAAGAGUAGUACUCUUUUCUGUGAACUGAGAAUUUAAAUUGCCUUGCCUUUAGAAGUAGUUUUGACUUUUUAAUAGUUAAAUAGCCAUGUUAAAAAUGUUAAACACAGCAUAUUAGAUUACCAUAAUAUUCCAGCUAUUCAGUUGCACUUGAAUGGAAAUUUAGAUAAUCGUUAUGUAACGAGGACCCUUAUUCUAAUGCUAGAAGCCCUUAAACUAUAUUAAAGAGAAAAUGAAGUAUCAAACUUUUUUUUUUAGCUUUCACCACUCUCGUUUCUUGGGUCACUUUGUGAAGAGCAAGGAUCAUAAAAUGUAAAUGUCAAUAACAGGGAAAACUCUUAAUGCAACACGGAUAUUUAAAGUGCCCCAUGUUCAUGCUUUGUUUGGAUGACUGCAAGCUGCCCCAUUUCCCUCCAGCAUUUUUGUAUCUAUACUGCAAACCAAACACCCAUAUGUAAAUGUAUUCCCAAGAGGUUUCAUGUGUAUUUGUGAGCAAAUUGGACACACACGUCUUCAUAAUCACUCUUCAUUUUUACAAUAUUGUUUCCUAUACCUAGCACAAGGUUUUCUGGUCAAAGUAUUUAGGAAGGCCAGAACAAAAAAAGUUCAAGUUCAAAAAAAAGGAAGAGGUUGACUCCCCAGUUGCUCAUGACGACAGGUGAUUUUUAAAUUACCUGAUAUCAAGUAUGUGAAGAAACAGAGAAGCUCUAACCAAAUGAAAGUAUCUAUGAGUUUCUCUACACAAGACAUCUGGCAUGUGUUUUUCAAGUGUCAGGUGACACAACGUUUCCUGGGAAUUGUAGUUUUUCAAAGAAUCGUUUGGGAUCGCUGUGGAGAGAAAGUUCAAAAAUACAAGCAAAAGUAGGUUAGAGGCAUUUUCAUAGUGUAGUUUAUGAGCGCAAGCCUUUAGUCCCUCCCCCCCACCACCACUCUGGAUAGAAUCUGCCAGGUCUUAAAACAAAAUUUUUCAAAAGAUCCCUGGGGGAGAGGAACUUUGCAAUUCCACCUAGAGUGUGGAGGGGUGCGGGGGAGAGAAUUGCAAAGUUCGUCUCUUUUAGAAAUGUUUUGAAAAUGUUUAAGACCUGGCAAAUUCCACCCAGAGUGAGGAUGGAAGGGAGACUAAAGGUUUGCACACUAGAAAAAUGCUUCUAACCUAAUUUUGCUUGUAUUUUCAAUCUUCCUCUCCGCAGUGAUCCCAAGCGACUCUCUUAAAACUACAGUUCCUAGGAAACAUUUUCAUCACCCUAUACUUGAAGAACAGGUGACCGAUGUCUUGUAUAGAGAUUCUACGUCUCAUUAUUUCUCUAGAAACUGGCCAGUUUUAAAUACAGAUUGAUAGUUGGUCAAGAUGGAUUUUUACAUACUGUCUCUCACUUUGGUAUGUUGCAUAUUUUGGCAAUUAUGGCAACUUGUGGCUUUUCUAAGAAUUUCAAAGACUAAUUUUUUAAGAAUGAGUAAUCAUUGCACGUAGCUUUGUGGAUUUUUUUGUUUGGCUGGACCCUCAGGUUUGAAUAACAAGAUGAUUUCAGAUUUUUUCCAUCCAGAGAUAAUGUGCAGAUUGUCCUUAGAAAUAGCUAGUGUUCUUCGCAUUGCAGAUGCAGUGAAUUCGUUAGGUGAUUUCCAUUAAGCCAGUUCAUUUUCUUUGUAAAAAUUUCCUUUAUGCCUUUCCAAUAAAUCCAUUUUGUAAUUUUGUUA